AUGCGAUUCGCGUUAUUGGGCCAGGCAGUCGACGUUAAUGCCUGGACGCUGUUCGUGGCGGGCUUAACAAUUUAUGUGUCUUCCAAAGUUGUGGUUUAUCUUCGUGCUAUUUCCAGUGUGGGACAUCUCCCCGGUUUUCGGAUCCCAUUCUACCCUCUCGGCCUCCCUGGGGCUGUCAUUCCAACUUUGUCAUGGAAUCCUGGUCUUGCUGCGACUUGGUUGUGGAGACACACUCUCUACCAACGCUUCCAAAAUGAGAAUUUCUCUAUCGUGCCGUUCCUUGCAGGUCCCCCGGCUAUUUACACCUCCAAUCUUGACGUUGCGCGUCAGGUUGCCAUUGGUGGACACAAGACGCCCUUCGUCAAACCGGAGGAGGCGAGUCAAGCAUUGUUGCUCUGGGGCAUGAAUCUCGUAGCAGCAGACGGCCAAGUAUGGCGUAAACACAGGAGAGUUAUGGGGCCAGCAUUUUCAAAUGAACUGUAUGAACUCGUCUGGGAUCAAACACGCGAAACGUACAAUGAGAUGAUCACAUCGGAAGGAUGGGCCGAUAAGGAGACUGUUGAUAUUCCUGUCGUUCAGGAUUACACUUUCAAACUCGCGCUUUUGAUCAUUGGACGAUGCGGAUUUGGAUUCUCCUUCAACUGGUCCGCACCAGCGAGAGCACCCGACGGCAGUAUGUCGAUCCAAGAGGCUCUCCGCGUCGUUGGGGAUACACACAUGAUCGCUAUUCUUCUCCCUAAAUGGGUCCAAAAGUUACCAUUCAAAAGACUGAGAGAAGCCCGACAGGCGCAUGAGCAGCUUAUGGAUUUCAUGCAAAACCAGGUUGCUGAGAGGAAGGCCGAGACCAGAGCUGGGAUAACUGAGGGAAAGAAGGACGUAUUCACGAUGCUUGUCAAGGCGAACGAGGAAGAGGCUGGAAAGUUCCAGUUGGACGACGGGGAAUUGGUGAGUUCCUUAUCGACAUAUCCGGAGUUUACUUAUGGGUCUACAAAGAUCGGGAACGUUUUUAUCAUGCUAUUUGCUGGACAUGAAACAACUGCUCAUGCUCUGGCUGCUACGCUGGGCUUUCUCGCUGUGUACGACGACAUUCAAGAGGAGGUCUUUCAACAGAUUAUCUCCGUCGUCGGAUCAGAGCGAGAUCCGGUUUUUGAUGAUUACGCGAAACUGGAUAAAGUCCUCUCUGCAUUUUAUGAGGCCCUUCGACUUUUCCCUGCUGGGUUUGUUUUGAUUCGUGAAGCAACGGAAGACACCACCAUACAAAUUCCGAAUCCUGUUGGCCAGGAAGGCACUACGCCGAUUCCAGUGGCGAAGGGUACUCAAGUUAUCGUUGAUAUGAUUGGCGUUCAAUACAACCCCAGGUACUUCGACGAGCCCGGGAAAUACAAGCCUUCACGAUGGUACGGGGUCUCGAAUGAGUCGGAGGUGUUCUCCGCGUUCAGCGUCGGCCCACGAGCAUGCAUUGGUAGGAAAUUCGCCACGACGGAAGCGGUAUGCUUCCUGACACUCCUUCUGCGCGACUGGCGUAUUGAACCGAUACUGAACGAAGGAGAGACUAAGGAGGCGUGGAUGAAGAGGGUGCUGGAUGCAAAGAUUGUUAUUACCCUUGGGGUUGCGGAUGUGCCAGUGCGGUUUGUUAGGAGACGUGGGUAG
Messenger RNA from Laccaria bicolor S238N-H82, 1650 nucleotides. RefSeq lists its product as uncharacterized. The coding region runs from base 1 to 1650 and encodes 549 amino acids. The transcript has 12 exons. Lineage: Eukaryota; Fungi; Basidiomycota; Agaricomycetes; Agaricales; Hydnangiaceae. Gene Ontology annotation, molecular function: heme binding; monooxygenase activity; oxidoreductase activity, acting on paired donors, with incorporation or reduction of molecular oxygen. The record is from RefSeq and is a predicted model, not a curated record.